Asterias rubens (European starfish) is the source of this 1563-nucleotide messenger RNA. Its product is annotated as EEF1A lysine methyltransferase 1-like. Gene Ontology annotation, molecular function: nucleic acid binding; protein-lysine N-methyltransferase activity. NCBI's taxonomy places the organism in Eukaryota, Metazoa, Echinodermata, Asteroidea, Forcipulatida, Asteriidae. Bases 81 to 719 code for a protein of 212 amino acids. The transcript is spliced from 5 exons. The record is from RefSeq and is a predicted model, not a curated record. Gene Ontology annotation, biological process: methylation.
UAGCGGGCGCUGUCACACAACAACACACGUGAGUUUUGUUAGUUCCGUGAUCGAGACUCCGACUCAGACACAGGAAUACAAUGAGUGACUCGGAUGAUGAGGUUCCACAGCUCUCUGCAGAAACAAUGGCUGCUCUGCAAGAGUUUUACAGCAGCCAAGCUAAGACUCAGUCAUCGGAAUCAGAAUCACAAGGAAGUAAUAUCAGUGAAAACUGGAAUUUAUCCCAAUUUUGGUACGAUGAAGUUACUAGUGACAUCUUGGCUAAGGAGGCCCUCGAAGUAGCUGGUGAGAGUGGAAGAAUUGCAUGUGUGUCUUCACCAACACUGUAUCAGAAACUACAGCAGGUUAAGCCCCCAUCUUGUACAACGAUUCUGUUAGAGUUUGAUAAGCGAUUCUCAGUCUAUGGAGACGACUUUGUUUUCUAUGACUACAAUGCACCGUUAGAAUUAUCCAAUCUCCAGCAGCAUUCAUUUGAUGUUGUUAUUGCUGACCCUCCAUACCUGGCUGAGGAGUGUCUGAAGAAAACAGCACAGACUAUCAAGUACUUGACCAAAGGAAAAAUCAUCUUAUGCACAGGUGCUGUGAUGCUAGAGAUAGCUCAAGAUCUACUUGGUGUAACUGUAUGCCCUUUCAUUCCACAUCACACAAGAAAUCUAGCCAACGAAUUCCGCUGUUAUGCAAACUUCCAGACACAUUUUCUUAACACAGACAACAGAUGACCACUGUUCAGUUUUUAGUUUUUAAUUUGUUACGCUAAAAAACAUGAUGCUGCUUUAUUCAAAGCAUAACUGUUAAACCUUUAACUAUCUAUUUACAUGUUUGGCAUAUCAGGAAAUCAGGAAUGGUGCCAAUGGUUUAACAACACAGUAUUACUUGUUUAUUGAUAGUUUCUGUCUUUAAAUCGCUACUCAUUGGUUUAUCGAUUAUUUUAAACAUCAAAGUAUUUCAUUAAAUUUAUUAAAUUAAUGGCACACUUAGAUAGCUUUUAAUGCUACAUAAACUUUAAUAUAAACUAUAGUUAGUCUGAAAACCUAAGUUUUGUUUUGUUAAAACUUUUGACAAUAAUAUGUCUGUCUGAAAUACUCACAAAUUAGCUUUGAUUUGACUUGCUAGACCAACGUAAACACACACAAUACAUGUCAUUGCUGCACAUAAUAGUUCUGGGGAACUUAAGUCUAGACAAGUUAAUUAAAAAGUUUGUUUUGUUUUACGUUAAUUGAAAGCUAAUGAACAGGGGCAAAUAUGUUUAUGGAUUGUUUUUUAUUUUUGCUGUGAAGCAACAUUAUCACAAUACUAGCCAAAGACUCCAAAUGAAACUCCUAAGGAGUCAAAUGAUUUGUAAUAAUCUAUAUGAUUAUCUUCUUGAAAUUUCAUAAGCCUCGCCCCAAAUUUCUGUUCAUUUUAUUUUAUUUUCCAAAAAAACUAGUUGGAUUUGAAGGUACUUAGGUACUUAUAGAUUUUACUAAUCUAAAAAUAAAAUAAAAUGUAUAGACUUUUUAAAAGAUUAUACGGUAGUGGUCUGAAUUCCACCUUAAAACUAAUAAUAAAGUGAUAAAUAAUUAA